AUUAUUUUGCGUUCAUGGUAGCGACCACUCUCAUGUACUCCAUGAUCAGCUCCAUCGUUAAAUGCUUUGUUGCUGUUAUCGGUAAGAAUGCUACUUCGAGUUACUACGUCGCCACCAUCGGCAACUUAAUCAUGACGCUUUUUCCUGUGUUCUUCAUCACCAACUCUCCGCGAGUGCUCAACCUGUCGAAAGAGGAACUCCGCAUCACCAUGUUGAAGUAUCGUCACCAACGGAAAUACAGACACUUAAAGGAAAAGCUGGGAGACAUCAUCGAGCUGCUCCAAGAGUCGCCCGAGUUCGACGUCAUGGGGUACUUCACGCUGGGUCGAGCGAGGAUUGUUGACAUCCUCGGCUUCAUCACCACCUACAUGGUCAUCUUGCUGCAGUUCCAAGUCACCGAAACUUCGAAUGAAGCCUGUCUCGCCGGGAACUCCUCUGCUUUCAGUCACUGAGGCGAGUCCUGCCUUUGAAGCGUGUACGUUUACCUGUGCUUGUUGUGAGGAAAGGAAAUUAUGAUAUAAACAACGUUGUGAAACUUGGUAAAAUGUAAAUGCGUGUUGUAAUGUUGAGAAUAAAUGUGUGGCUGUUGCGUGCACUGGAGAGUCAAUGAGGUUAUUUCCUUUUGUUUUGUCGUUUUAGAUAAGGUGU
Messenger RNA from Penaeus chinensis, 648 nucleotides. RefSeq lists its product as uncharacterized. The transcript has 4 exons. The record is from RefSeq and is a predicted model, not a curated record. Gene Ontology annotation, cellular component: membrane. The coding region runs from base 15 to 452 and encodes 145 amino acids. Lineage: Eukaryota; Metazoa; Arthropoda; Malacostraca; Decapoda; Penaeidae. Gene Ontology annotation, biological process: sensory perception of taste.